GUUUACAAUCACAGUACCUCAAGGAAGAAGACGCUCCUGUCGCAUUUUGGUGAAUUUGCCUUUGAAGUAAGAGUAUUUAGAUGUAAAACUAAAAGUGAUUAGGAUAGAGAAGGGAAAUAUAGCAAAUAAGUACAAAAACGAGAAUCACUUCCAAACAGGUGAAACGCUUCUUCCCGCCGGAGGCGGAGAAAUUCAUAAGCUUCAUUAGCUGGUGAGCUCUUUCUGGCUAGACGGCCGUGGAAUGAGAGGCUGACGAGUGGAUUACAAGGGAGUGGGGUUGGACGGCACGAAACUUCGAGUUUGCCGCUCUCUUCGGCUCUUAACAAAAUGAAAUUGAAAAACGUAUUUUUUUACCUGUUUAUCACAGGUUUAUAUCUUCUUUUCUCGGUCAAGUCCAGUGAGGCUGCGGCUUGUAGAGGGUGUCACGUUCAGCCAUGCAUUUGCGUUGGAGAAAAAGGAAUUUCUGGUAUUGUAGGCCUUCCAGGAAUCCCAGGUCCACCAGGACCACCAGGUCGUAUGGGUGAGGAAGGACCUUAUGGUCCAAGGGGUGAUCGUGGAGAAAGAGGAGAGAGUGGAGCUAUGGGUCAGCAGGGCAUUAGGGGUGAACAAGGCACUUCAGGACUCACCGGGCCUGCUGGUAUUUCAGGUUUACCUGGAGAUGAAGGAUCACAAGGAAAGCAAGGAUUUCCAGGAUGUAAUGGAACAGAUGGAAAGCCUGGCCAAUCAGGAAAUCCAGGAAUCCCUGGUGCAAGGGGCCCACCUGGUCCACUUGGAGAUUAUGGAAUGAGGGGGGAUCCAGGAGAUGGAGGAAUUAAUUCUAUAGGAGUUAAAGGUGAAUCUGGUGAAGAUGGUCAACCUGGAACUACAGGCCAUCGUGGACUAUCAGGUCUAAGUGGAGAAAAGGGAGUUCGUGGCCCUCCUGGAAUUCUAGGAAUGAAAGGUGAUCAAGGAGAACCAGGGCCUAAGGGGCCUAUGGGAGAAGGUAGGGAAGGAUCCAAAGGACGAAAGGGCAACAGGGGUUAUCCAGGAGACAUGGGACUGCAAGGACCAACAGGGAGAGUGAUUCCAGAUCCUAAUAUUGCACUGUUUAAGCAAGGAAUGAAAGGUGAACCAGGUGAAAAGGGUGAGAAAGGUGCAAAAGGAGAAGUAGGCUUUGAUGGAAGACCAGGAGAAAUUGGGAUUUUUGGUGCACCUGGUCCUAAAGGAGAGAAGGGAGAAAGAGGAGACCCAGGCCCAAGAGGAAAAAGAGGCAAGGAUGGCCCUCUAGGACCACUAGGAGUGAAAGGUCAGAAAGGUCAGCCAGGGCUUACAGGAGAGGAUGGUGUACCUGGUGUAAAGGGUCCACCUGGUGAAGGUGGAAGACUUGGAAGCUAUGGUCUUCAGGGUCCACCUGGUCCACCUGGACCAACUGUACCAAUUGGUGAACCUCUUCCUGGUUCACCAGGUUCUCAGGGUCCAGUGGGUGAAAGGGGUGAGCCAGGAAAUCCAGGAAAACCUGGAAAUGUUGGACCUGUGGGAUAUCGGGGCUAUCCUGGAAUACCAGGUCUCCAAGGUCCCCCAGGUGAACCAGGUCCAUCAGGACUUAGCUUCAAAGGAGAACCUGGAGAAGAUGGACUUUCAGGAAAACAAGGUCCAUUUGGAAGACCUGGUGUACCAGGAUUACAAGGUCUAGUUGGUGAUAAAGGUCAGCUUGGAAACACUGUCAUUGGUCCACCAGGGGAAGAGGGACAACCUGGUUGGGCUGGAGUUCCAGGACUUCCUGGCCAACGAGGUGAUCCAGGCCCUCCAGGACCAAAAGGUACCCCUGGAAUUGGUGUUCAGAAAACUGGACCACCUGGUCAGCGUGGACUUCCAGGUCCUCCUGGAGAACCAGGAUCUCCUGGGAUUCCAGGUAAAAAUGGUGAGCCAGGAUUUCAGGGAUCUAAAGGGGAUGACUGUGGUUUUUGUCCACCAGGACCGCCAGGCAAUACUGGAGAUAUUGGGGAUGAUGGACGCCAGGGACCUGAUGGCCCAAGAGGUUUUCCAGGAUUUCAUGGAUAUUCAGGUAGAAAAGGGGAAACUGGAAAGCCAGGUAUACCUGGUUUUAGAGGAGCUCCAGGUCGACCAGGGUCUGAUGGUAUGGAAGGAAGAAAAGGCUCUAACGGUGAAGCUGGAGAGUUGAUAUAUCUAGGAGCUACAAAAGGAACAAGAGGACAACCUGGAGAGGUUGGUUUCCCUGGGGUUAAUGGAAUCCCAGGAGCACAAGGACCACCAGGUCCAGAAGGUUUUAGAGGGUUUCCUGGAGCCAAAGGACAGCAGGGAAACUUUGGAGAUGAUGGAUUCCCUGGUUUUGAUGGUCUUCCUGGACCUCCAGGUCUUCAGGGACCUAAAGGGAAAGAAGGGGAUGUUCUUUAUGCUACUAAAGGUUUUAAAGGAAUUCAUGGUGAACCUGGUGUUGAUGGCCUUGAUGGUGUAAUGGGAGAAAAGGGUAGAAAAGGAGAACCCUUUUCUUUGGAAAAACUAGAGAGAAAGGAAGAAUACCUUCGCUUUAGAGGUUCUAAGGGUGAUCGUGGUAUACCUGGUUUAAAAGGAAAGAGAGGAAUUGUUGGUCCAAAAGGCUUCACGGGGUUGAAUGGCUUAGAUGGUCGUAGAGGAUCUCCUGGUAGAAAUGGAACUUACCCUCGUGGAGAAACAGGAAGGAAAGGAUAUCCAGGUAUAGAUGGUGAUAAUGGGCUACCUGGAAUCCCUGGAUUUCCAGGAAUUAGAGGACUACAAGGUCCAGACGGCCCUCCAGGGUUAAAGGGAAUGCAAGGGUCACCUGGAGAUGAGGGAAUAGAAGGCCCUCGUGGUUUACGUGGACCUCCUGGUCGGCAAGGUGAUCAAGGGGAUUAUGGGACAUCUGGAUUUUAUGGACAGUCUGGUGAAUCUGGCCAAGUAGGAGAUCCAGGACCUAAGGGCUCACCUGGGCAGGAAGGAUUCCCUGGUUUGAAAGGAGAGAAAGGAAUUCCUGGUGUUGCUGGAAUUGGUACUGUUGGUGCUCCAGGAAAGCCUGGACUCAGAGGGUUUGAUGGUCCAAGAGGACAAAAAGGUUUUAAGGGACCUCCAGGACAAGUUGGGAUUUCUGGUGAAAAAGGAAUAAUAGGUAUGUCAGGAGAUAGAGGAAUCUCUGGUGUCCCAGGCCAGGAUGGUGUGCCAGGAACACCUGGAAUCCCUGGAAUAGAUGGAUUACCAGGAUUAAUAGGCAUGAGCGGUGAACCUGGAGAACCAGGACCACCAGGAAAAUCUGGAAUACCUGGACAGCCUGGACUACAGGGAGUACCAGGCUUCAAAGGAAAGCAAGGAGAGUCGGGGUAUGCAGGAUAUCAAGGACAACAAGGUUUACCAGGAUUUAGAGGUGAAGUAGGAGAACCUGGGCCACAAGGACCUGAAGGUCUACCUGGAGAAUCUGCAUCACUUGGUCAGAAAGGUGAUUUUGGAGAACCUGGACUUCUAGGUCGAAGAGGGAGACCAGGACCUUCUGGUUUACCAGGAAAGCCAGGACCUAAGGGAGAACGAGGAAUUUCAGGAGAAGCUUUAGGAGCAGAAUUUGGACCUAAGGGAGAAGUAGGAGAUCAAGGUUUUAGAGGUGUAGCAGGAUAUCCUGGACCUAAAGGACAUAUGGGAGGUUUGGGUGCACCAGGGUAUGAUGGAGUCAAGGGUGAUAAAGGAUAUAAAGGUUUCCCAGGAUCUCCUGGACGUGAUGGCUUUUCAGGACGUCUUGGUCCUAAAGGAAGAAGUGGUCUACCAGGUUUCUCUGGUAUUCCAGGACCAAAGGGAGAAAGAGGACUAGUGGGUAUACCUGGACUAAAAGGACUUGUAGGUGAUGAGGGACCUCCGGGAAGGCCUGGAUCAGAUGGAUAUAAAGGUCAAUUUGGAGACAGUGGAGAACCCGGACAACCAGGUCUCCCCUCAACUGAAGUCAACAGAGGUGACCGUGGUGAACCUGGAUCUCCAGGGCUUCCUGGGUUUCCUGGAGAGAGGGGAGAAUCUGGGCUUUCGGGAAAACCUGGGUCAAAAGGGGAACAAGGAGAUCUUGGAUUUGAAGGCUCUCCUGGAAUUGCUGGAAGAGAUGGACCAAAAGGUUAUCCAGGAGAACCUGGUGGAGUUGGUGAAGAAGGAAAACCAGGUUAUCCAG
Molecule: messenger RNA, 4153 nt
Organism: Limulus polyphemus (Atlantic horseshoe crab)
Lineage: Eukaryota; Metazoa; Arthropoda; Merostomata; Xiphosura; Limulidae
Product: collagen alpha-5(IV) chain-like
Exons: 33
Source: RefSeq, a predicted model, not a curated record